Mesocricetus auratus (golden hamster) is the source of this 2097-nucleotide messenger RNA. It is a transcript of the gene Mucl3, whose product is annotated as mucin like 3. The record is from RefSeq and is a predicted model, not a curated record. The transcript has 3 exons. The coding region runs from base 1 to 1893 and encodes 630 amino acids. Lineage: Eukaryota; Metazoa; Chordata; Mammalia; Rodentia; Cricetidae.
AUGACACAGCUGCGGUCUCCCAUUAUCAGGGCGCCCCUGUGGGUGGGGCAGCUCCAUUUGCUUAAGGCUUACCUCAGAACAGCCUCAGCCCCCAUGACGUCAAACCUGACCCCUUAUAAGAUGCAGGGCCCCCGGCCCGUGGUCCUUCAGCAGCCUCCCAGCUCUGACAUGGCUCAGCUGACCAGUGGCUUCUGUUCCACUUUUGGCUUCAUCUGCUGCCUCCUCUUCCUUCCAGCUUCUUGGGAGGCAGGUGCUAACACAUUCCAAGGACCUCAGAAGACUGGUGAACCUUCAACACCUGACCAUUUACUCACCCUAACCCCAGGCCUUCCUCACAGGUCUCCUUCUGCCCAUGCUGAUCUGGACCCAGGGCAACGACCUUCAGCCCUUCCUAAGUCUACAGUAACCCAGAAGCCAAAAAAACCGUGCAAUACAGUACGCUUUGCCAAACCAGUCCAUAAACCCAUAGACAACUCCAAAGCCGCAGAUAACCAAAACACCACUGCUCAUCAUGAAAUGACUCCCGCUGUGGAAAAGAAUGCCAGCAGCCAAAGAAGAGACCCAAUGACCCGGAAUGGGCGUUCGGCCGACGACCCCAAAUCCACUAACACAGAGAAAGCAUCAGGGGGAAGCCAGUCAACCUCAGCACCCAGGAGAAGAACAACUUGUAAGUCCACAACGAGCAAAAUCAGAGUAACGAGGAACUCGGAUACAGCAUCGAGACCUGUGGACACCAGCACUAGGCAAAGGACCACCUCAUACAAACCCACAACUCCUUCCCAUGACUCAGAGCUCAGUAGAAAAACCACACCUUCCUCAGGAAAAUCCUCAGGCGCUCCAAGGACCUCACACAGGACUCCAAGGACCCCAGCAACAACAGAGGCUGGAGAUCACAGGACUCCCUUUACCUCAGACAAACCUGUCCAAAUAACUACAGAACACACCAAAGAGAUCACAUCAGCCGGUGACAAGACCACAAGAACCCAAGUGACUCUGGAAGAUCAUGAGGGAGAGAAUAUAUCAACCAGUGACAGGACCACAGGAUCCCAUGCAACAGCCACUCAGUCUGAAAGAGAGCCUCAACCAGCCAGUGACAGGACCACAAGAUCCCGUGCAACAGCCACUCAGUCUGAAAGAGAGCCUCAACCAGCCAGUGACAGGACCACAGGAGCCCAAGCAACAUCUACAGAGCAUGAGGGAGAAACCAUAUCAGCUAAUGAGAGGACCACAGGAACCCAAUUGAUGCCUCUAGGACCUGAUACUACACCAGCCCAGGUAAAGACCACACGAGUCUCAGCAAAGUCUACAGAACACCCAGAAGAGGCCGCACCAACCCCCCAGGAAGCCACACAAGACUCAGAAAGUCCCACAGUAUUCUGGAGGAAGACCACACCAGCCACUGUGGCCAUAAGAACUACAGGAAACCCAGAGAAAACAGUAGCAGUCUUGGCGACCACAGGACCUCCAGCCAGGACCACAGAGGGCAAGUCUACUGCUCGCUCUCCUCAUUUCCAUAAAACCGAGACCACACGCCGGGGACUCCUCGGCUCUGUGACAACCAGAACGGACCUGGGACCCGUCCCUUCAGAAACCCAGCACCCCCAGCAGAGCAGCCACAGUUCACCUGGAGGCCUCCAUGCUGCCGGGGCAAGCAGGGACGGCAGUUCAUUCCCUGCGUGGGCCAUAGUUGUUGUGAUCCUCUUGGCGGUGAUUGUCCUGCUGAUUUGCAUUGGCCUGAUCGUUUUGGUCGCCUGUGCCUGGAGAACGCGCCGUGUGCCGGCCCAGGACUCUGAGGAUUUCGACCCUGAGGACAGAGGGGGCCGCAAUUCCUACCCCGUCUACCUGAUGGAGCAGCAGAACCUGAAACCGAACCAGAUCCCUUCCCCUCCGUGACCUUGAGACGUGCAUCCCCCCAACUCCUCCAGGCUUCGCCCCUUUCCUGGAAGAUGAAUUCUGCUUAGAGACUCCAACUUCCGGGACUCAGGAAGAGCAGCAAAAGCUGACAGAUAACAGCUGCAAGCCCUGCAGGGCCGGGUUUUCCUAACGGACUGGUUGAGGAGCGAGGUGUCGAGGAGAGGACAGGGCGUUCAAUGGACA